This is a messenger RNA of Paraglomus brasilianum, 1614 nucleotides long. Lineage: Eukaryota; Fungi; Glomeromycota; Glomeromycetes; Paraglomerales; Paraglomeraceae. The record is from the annotation of a GenBank genome assembly.
AUGGAAGAGUUGAGAAACGAAAAUAAACUAGAAAUAAAGGAUAAAAAUAAGAUUGUCAAGUUAAUAAAUGCUCAGGAUUAUUUAGAAGAAUAUUUAAGUGAAAAUUACCCAGGGGAGGAAAAAAAUGAAAUAACAGAAAUAUAUAUUUAUGAUAAAAAUCUAGAAGGUGAUUUAAGAAUAGAAAAUUUCCCUAAUUUAAAAACAUUAAAUUGUCAAAAUAAUUACCUUACUAACGUGGAAGUAAUCAACUGCCCCGAUAUUACUUAUUUUGAUGUUGGUAUUAAUUUACUUAAAAACUUCGAUUUUAGUAGUUUAAUUAGUCCUGAGAAGUUAAUUUUCUUAAAUGUUGGUAGUAAUGAUUUUGAAGAGAAAGACAUAGAUUUUUUGGAAAAGUUUAUUAACCUAGAAGAACUUUACUUGGAUAGUAUUGUGGAGUGGAAAGUAAAGCAAGGAAUUCGUAAUAGGUUUAGUGGGUCCUUGAGUCCAUUAGAGAAACUAGCCAAAUUAAAAAGAGUUAACAUAAGUAAUACUGACAUUUACUCUGGAUUAGAAUACUUAUCUGAUAGUAUCGAAUGGCUAGGUUGUGAUGCCAUCGAUGAUGAAUCUAAUGAAAAAAAUGAAGGCAAAAAAAGAGAAGAAGUGGAAGAAUUAAAUAUCAAUAGAAAAAGUUUGAAAGGACAUUUAGAUUUAACUGAUUUUGUGAAUUUAAAGGGGUUGCACUGUGCUGAAAAUGAACUUACAGAGAUUACUAUUUCUCCCCUAGCAAAGGAAAAAAUAAAAGUUUUGUUCUUGGAGAGAAAUAAUCAUUUAGGGGAGGGACUGCAUUUAAGUUAUUUCAGCGAAUUUAUUAACUUGGAAACGUUAAGAAUUACUGCUACUUCUUUUUCUGGUUCAUUAGAAUUUCUAAAAGAUUUGACUAAACUAAAAGAAUUAAGUAUUGGGAGUACUAAUAUUGAUUUUGGACUAGAAUUCUUACCAGAAAGUGUUGAGAACUUGGAUACUGAUAGUGAAUCUUAUCCCAAUCCUCUUAAUCCUAAUCCCCAGAUAAUUAAGAUCAGAGAACAACUUGCUCCUUGUGAUCUAAGAAAAUUAAAAAUUUUGGAUAUAAGUAACAUUGAUAUUGAGAAUGGCUUAGACUUUUUACCUGAAAAUGUAAAAGAAAUUUAUUGUUCUGACAAGGAGGGGUCAGAAAGUGGAAUGAGAACUUUCCUAAAGAGGGAACAAGUAAAUACUCAGGGUUCUUUAAAAUUAGAAGGAUUUGAUGGCUUAGAAGAGUUAAACUGUUAUGAUAAUUAUUUAACUGAUAUUGAUUUUGCUAAUAUAAAAAAUCCCGAGAAAUUGAAGAAAUUAUAUCUUUAUAACAAUAAUUUCUUAAAAAGUGAAUUAACGCUCUUUAAUAGGUUUAAAAAUUUAGAAGAGUUGGUUAUUACAAGUAAUUAUCUUAAUCAAAAUUAUAAGGAGGGUAUUGCUAAUCGUUUUAUGGGUUCUCUCAAUUUGUUGAAAGAUUUGACCAAAUUAAGAAGAUUAGAUAUUGAAAAUACUGAUAUCAGUGAAGGUCUAGAAUAUUUGCCAGAUAGUGUAGAAAAUUUUUAUUGUGAGGCUGGGGAUGAUUGA